Messenger RNA from Pelmatolapia mariae (spotted tilapia), 5609 nucleotides. RefSeq names its product GTP binding protein 2b (gene gtpbp2b). The transcript is spliced from 12 exons. NCBI's taxonomy places the organism in Eukaryota, Metazoa, Chordata, Actinopteri, Cichliformes, Cichlidae. The coding region runs from base 775 to 2601 and encodes 608 amino acids. The record is from RefSeq and is a predicted model, not a curated record. Gene Ontology annotation, molecular function: GTPase activity; translation elongation factor activity; GTP binding. Gene Ontology annotation, biological process: translational elongation.
UGAUGUACCAAACAAAGGAAAGGGUGGCGAGAAACAGAACUGAAAACACUCUAAACUGGGAAAACUAAAACUUAAACAACAAAACCUGAACAUGAGUGAGGGUACCUUGCAGGGAGGACAGCGCGGGGAGAACGCACAGGGAGACGGAGGAAGAUACACAGGCAGGGAUGACACCAAACAGAGAGAGCACAAACUAAACCCUGGGAAACCAAAACACAACAGUAUAAUACAUAACAAUAUCAAAAGAAAAAGUACAACAACCAAAAACACUGGGUCACCGACCCAGGACCAUGACAGUAUUUCUUUUCCUUCAUGCUUCUCUUUUGGAAUUCUGCUCACAUAUCAUCUCUUUUACCUUUAUUAGAGUAACGGACUUAAGGAAGAAAAUUCUGUCCAGUGCUACGGACUGUUUUACCCCAGCAACUAUCUGAUAAGCUUUCAAAAUAUACAAUAAAUUAAAAAAGUACACAAGUUACACUAUAACAUGAAACAAAAAUGAAUUUAUUUUGAAGUUUAGGUUCGUUUCCGGUUACGCCCACUGAAAUAUUUUGAAAGUUGCAGCCGGAAACGUGAGUAGAUUUGGCAACUGUUGUGGGGAUGCUGAGGAGAGAGCAUCCUUCAUUGUAGGUUUUCACACACACAGGUCGUGUGUUUUAUACGCUGUGAUGUUACAACGCCGAGCAGUGUUACAUUUUACUUUACUGCCGUGAGUUGCUCUUACACGGAAAACUACGCUUUCAAGCUAAGCUAGGAGCUGACACUCCAAGAUUAGCGAUGGUGGAUUUGUCCGAAGGUGGUGCAGUGUCAGUCGGACACAACAGAGACAGACAGGGAUCAGGUUCGGGUAAUAAUGACAGGAUAACGUCGAAGAAGUCGCGAACGAGAAGAGGCAAAAGAGGAAAGAGAAGGAGGAACAAAAAGAACAACAGGAACAAAACGCCACCGCCGUAUUUACCACCGGAGGCUGAAGAAGGGAACAUUGAAUAUAAGUUGAAGCUGGUCAACCCCACGCAGUACCGCUUUGAGCAUCUGGCCACACAGCUGAAGUGGCGACUGCAGGAGGGCCGUGGCGAAGCUGUUUACCAGAUAGGAGUAGAAGACAAUGGUCUGCUCGUCGGCCUGACUGAGGCUGACAUGAAGGCCUCACUCAACACUUUAAAGAAGAUGGCAGAGAAAGUCGGGGCUGACAUCACUCUCCUCCGAGAGAGGGAGGUUGACUACGACUCAGACAGAAACACGCGCAAAAUUGCAGAAGUCCUUGUUCGAAAAGUUCCUGAUGAUCAGCAGUUCCUGGAUCUGCGGGUGGCAGUGCUAGGCAAUGUGGACUCUGGGAAGUCAACCUUACUGGGUGUCCUGACACAAGGCGAGUUGGACAAUGGACGAGGCCGUGCACGGCUCAACCUUUUCAGACAUUUGCAUGAGAUCCAGACCGGACGCACCUCCAGUAUCAGCUUUGAGAUCUUGGGCUUCAACAGCAAAGGAGAGGUUGUGAACUACAGUGAGUCCAGGACAGCUGAGGAGAUCUGCGAAAGUUCUUCCAAGAUGAUCACCUUCAUCGACCUUGCAGGACACCACAAGUAUUUAAAGACCACCAUCUUCGGCCUCACAAGUUAUUGCCCUGACUUUGCCAUGCUGGUGGUGAGCGCUAACACUGGUAUUGCUGGUACAACUAGGGAACACCUGGGCUUGGCCAUGGCGCUGAAAGUUCCUAUCUUCAUUGUAGUCAGUAAAGUGGACCUGUGUUCCCGAGGCACUGUGGAGCGAACAGUCAGACAACUAGAGCGAGUUCUGAAGCAGCCGGGCUGCAACAAGGUGCCCAUGGUGGUGUUGAACCCUGACGAUGCUGUGAGUGCAGCACAGCAGUUCACCCAGUCCACAUGCAUUACACCCAUCUUCACCCUUUCCAGUGUGUCUGGUGAGAAUCUGGACCUCCUGAAGGUUUUUUUGAACAUCCUUCCUCCACUGAGCAACAGCAAGGAGCAGGAAGAGCUGAUGCAGCAGCUCACUGAGUUUCAGGUUGAUGAGAUCUACUCAGUUCCUGACGUUGGGACUGUGGUUGGAGGAACUCUGUACAGUGGAAUGUGUAGGGAGGGUGAGAGGCUGGUGGUGGGUCCAACUGAUGAGGGCCGUUUUCUGCGCCUGAAGGUGGGCAGUAUCCAGAGGAACCGCUCUGCCUGCAGAGUGCUGAGGGCUGGACAGGCUGCAACGCUGGCUUUGGGAAACUUUGACCGUUCACUACUGCGCAAGGGCAUGGUGAUGGUCAGUCCCAAGAUGAACCCAACCAUCUGCUGUCAGUUUGAAGCUGCCAUUGUCCUGCUCUUCCAUGCCAAGACUUUCCGUCGGGGGUCACAGGUCACCAUACACGUUGGUAAUGUCAGGCAGACUGCCACUGUGGAGUGCCUUCAUGGAAAGGAUGAGCUGCGUACUGGCGAGAGAGCUGUUGUUCGUUUCCGCUUUAUCAAACACCCCGAGUACUUGCGCCUGGGCGCUAAGCUUCUCUUCAGGGAGGGUGUCACCAAAGGCAUCGGCCAUGUCACCUGCCUGCUGCCCCCUUCUCAGAAUCACAACCAGAACCACGACCAGAACCUGCAGGAUUACUAAAAAUUGCUCCUUCAUCAAACAGACAGAUGUUGAGGCAGUGAGAAUGAUGACUGCUUGGGGAACAUAGGUCUCUGAUCAAAUUUAGCCAUGCACAUCAUGUUGGAGUCCCACCUGUCUUGGAUCUAUGUUUCUGUCCUCAUCCGUUCCUGCGAUGAUGUCAGAAAGGCUGUUUUCCAGCAAACAUUCAUAUCUUGAGUUAAGCUGGAUGACCAUUAAGUGGACUUAAGCCUGAAGAUUAAUUUGAAGUUUUGCCACAGAUUGAUUAAAAGGUUCCUUUUUAUCAUUGCCGCUGUCAUUGGAAGAUAGCAGGAGUAUUUUAAAAGCAUGAAUAGUGCUUACUCAUCGCUGAUGUGGAAUGAAGGUGUAAUUCUGUUUCUCUUGAUGUGCACGACGGAUUGACCUCGCUCUACGUACGAGACAUGUUUGCACGCUUAAACUCAUCAAGAAAUUUGGUGAGGGAAGAUUAUAUUUAGCACAUACUUUAUUUUCAUUAGUCUUAGGUGGAUUCCUUUCUAAGGAGUCUGCUUAUGAUGCCAAACAUUUUAGACCCUUGCCGUGGUUUUUUCGUGGUCUAGCCAUUGACUGGGGUAUUUUUCACAAAGCAUUGGAGGAGUCAGGUGCCAUUAUCUGACAACAUUGGUGGGCAAACUAUUAAUUUGUGAUUUCAAAUUAUCACCAGAAGUGUGUAACUUCAUUAGCAACAUCCUCCCGAAAUGCACCAACAACAUUGAGAGUAACAUCCUCCUCUUUGACACUUAAUGCUCGCUGGUCACUAUGAUAAUGCGUAAAUAUUUCCAAAUAAGACACACAACUACAACAAGGUAAAAGACCCAGUUAACUGAGUUAAUGAUAGAAAACCCUGAAAACCAUCAAUUUCACACCCGAGCCUCAACUCUCGCGGCCCGGUACGAAAUGACUCAGGCUGUUUUCCAACAAACAUUUGUAUCUUAAGUUGGAUGACCAUAGUGGACUUAAGCCUGAAGAUUAAUUUGAAGUUUUGCCACAGAUUGGGGGUUGGGGACUGCUGGACUAAUUAUUGCAAUGACUGAUCUAUAUGUACUGAAUGGUUGACUAAGGCUACAUUCACACUGCAGGUCUUAUUGCUAAAUUCUGAUUUUUUUGAUCAAAUCCGACUCUUUUUUUUGUCUGGUUGUUCACACUACAAAUAAAAUGCAACAGCAAAUGCGCUCUAGUGUUCACGGCCCUCAAAGCAUGCACAAAAGAAGAUGUCACACACAACGCGCUCUGCUUAUAGAAGUAAAAAUGGCAGCUACAGAGCUAGUAGGUGUUGUUUCCGCAGUCUAUCAAUUUCUGCACAGUCAUAACCGACAUAAUUUUGAAAAAUUAAUUAGGAAAAGAACGACACUGAGAAAAAAGAGAGUCCAUGCUUUAACAAUGGCCUCGUUUGGACCAGUGGCUGCUACCUCCAUGCAGAGGUAUAUAUGGCCACGAAGUCGUUUAGCUUGUUUGAAUUGUCUCCCCAUAUGCUAAUCAAGUCCAAAACCUCAGUUUCUGUUCAUUGACUCGCUCCGUCUCCAGUUUCCGCCGCCAUGCUUUCUCGUUUGUCUUUUCCAGCGCUGAUAAUUGGCAUCUGUCUUGUGUCAGUGACAUAAAAUACGGAUUUAAUGCAACAUGACCAUUCAAACAGCACUCGCUUUCCUAAACAUCAGAUAUGUAUCGGAUUCAGUACCACAUACGAAGUGACCUAGGUUGGAUUUGAAAAUACCAGAUUUGUGCUGUUCAAACUGUCAUACCAUGAUCGGAUAUGGGUCGCAUAGGGUCAGAAAAGUCGGAUUUGAUGCAUUUUCGCCUGCAGUGUGAACGUAGCCUAAGAUGUUUUGGUGAUUCAAAAAAAUGUUUGGUCUUUUGAUUUGAGAUCACAUUGUACUAGUUUGUGUUCAGAACUGUAAAAACAUACUUCAUGCUAAUACUUAGACAUAUUUCUGCAGGACGACCAGGUGAUUCUAUUACAGUUAUUUUUUGAAGAUGAUUUACUUUCUGAAUGUUGGAUGAAAUAUAUAUUUUUGUCCGGAGUUAAGCUGUUAGUUAAAUGCAUCAUAAGUCACUGUGUUCCAGGAGUGUGGCAGGUUCCUUUUCCCUCAAGAAGGUGAAAAAACAUUUUGUAGAAGAAACUGGCAUUAAAUUCUUAACCAUCAAAUCCUGUAUAUUCAGUAUCUGCUUUUACGAAUGACAGAAAUAUUUGCUACUAGGUUUCCAGUUUGUUCCAACUCUCCAUUCAUAUUUGUUGGCUGUAUUAGAAGUUUGUACAUUUUAUAAGCCAGGCAGCUUUUGCAGCUAAACCUAACCUGCAUGCCCUUUGAGUGAUUAAAAAACAAACAAACGCACAUUUCAAGUAUAACACACAUGUGGUGGAGUGUUUAUGCAGGUAAACUUCAUUUUUCUGGGGUUCUGUGCAAUUGUAAAGCUAAAUAUUGAAUGUACUUUCCUUGAUCCUGUGUAGCAUUUCAAUCUGAUUGCUGUUUAAUAGAGUGAUGGUUGAUUUCGCACUUUGUAUUUUGAUUCUGCAUGUUGGAGACUACCAGUUCUGCAGUACAGUGUAACGUGGAAGUGGUACUGAAAGGUGUGACAUGCUAAAGCUGAACAUUUAAAUGUUAUGGGGUGAAUUUAUUAGUUUUUACUGACCGUCCCUUUUAGUGAGAAAUAAAAAAGUAACAGUAAGAAAUGCAAAUUCUGCUUUCAUCAAUUUGCAACUUUAACACAGAGGAUGUUUGUUUUAGACAUCGUAUUAUGAAAAAUGGUUUUGUUCUCCAUCUUCUCAGCUUUUCUGAGUUUAGUACCAAUACUGGAACCAUGAGGAAAUGGCUGUCAGUCUCAAGUGUUUUAAAAAAAAUCUUCCAUAACAUUUCCAUAUCAUGGUAGUCUUUUGCAUUUGUUUCUCCCAUCCGGAUUUGGGAACUUCUAAUCCUGGGGUCUGCAACCUUUAUCAUCAAAAGAGCCAUUUUGCCCCCUCAUCUGCCAAUAGUCGGGAGCCGCAUAAAAUAACAGAG